AUGCCCAUAUACGCCUUCGGAUCUAAUGGCGCUGGCCAACUAGGCCUCAACCACCUCGACGACGUGUCUCGCCCGUCCCGCGUCUACUUCGAUGCUGAUUCUGGCGAUGGUCGCGAACUUAAUCUGAGUAUUCGAGCUAGUAGUCCUGGAUUGAGGUAUGGGGAUGGGGAUGGUACUGCGGGGCUAGAUCUGCUGCAUUCCGAUCAUCGUGAUCCCGUCCGCCACGUCGCUGCGGGCGGAAACCAUACGUUGCUUUUAUUCUGGAGUGGCGCGGUGUAUGCCGCUGGACUGAAUGAUGCGGGGAGGAGGUGUGGUGGGGAGGGGGAUGAGUGUGUACGGCGGUUUCAAAGGAUGAGGGUGAAAGGGAGGAAUGGGAGGGUUGUAGAGCUGUUCAAGGAUGUAGCCGCGACGUGGGCGGCGACGUUUCUUGUUUCUUCAUCAUCCUUGUCCCUCGAGGAGGGGGGAGGGGAUGAGGUAUUCGUCCUCGGCGCUGGGUUGAAAGGGGAGUUAGGGCUGGGGAUAGAUAAAACGUGUAUAUCAGACGAAGAAGGUGUGGGUAUAAUCCCUGAUUUCCCUCCACCGGGUCUGAGAAUCAAGGCGAUUGCGAGCGGGAUGAGCCACACGGUUGUUGUGCUGUCGAAUGGCGAUGUUUAUGGCUGGGGGGCGGCUCGGAAGGGCCAGCUCGGCGGGAAGGCGAUUGUGCAGAAGAUUGUAUGGUCGCCGGCGAGGAUUGAUGGGAUUGGGGGGUUGGCGUCAGAGGUGGCUUGUGGGAGGGAGUUUACGGUUGUUACGGCGCAGGAUGGGGGGUAUAGGGUUCUUGGAGUGGAGGAUAAAUGGGGGGUUAUUUCUGGAGCGAGCGAUGCUGCUGCUGGGUUGGAUUGGCGGGUUUGGACGAGCUGGCAUGGUGUUUAUGUACAUGCGCCUGAUCAGGCUAUUAUCUCGUGGGGAAGAAAUGACCGUGGCCAGCUACCGCCACUGUCGCUGGAGAAGGAGAAAGUCGCGUUGAUUGCUGUUGGCAGCGAGCAUGUCCUUGCGCUAUUGCAAGAUCGAAAAACCGUUGUGGCAUUUGGAUGGGGUGAACAUGGGAAUUGCGGCCCAGACGUUGAUGAUCAGGGAAAUGUGAAGGGUCGUUAUAAUGUGAUUCCGCUGGAGUUGACGGGGGGUGAGAAGGUUGUUGGUCUGGGGGCGGGGUGUGCGACGAGCUGGAUUAUUACGUCGCGAUGA
This is a messenger RNA of Talaromyces proteolyticus, 1224 nucleotides long. RefSeq names its product regulator of chromosome condensation 1/beta-lactamase-inhibitor protein II. The record is from RefSeq and is a predicted model, not a curated record. The transcript has a single exon. Lineage: Eukaryota; Fungi; Ascomycota; Eurotiomycetes; Eurotiales; Trichocomaceae. The coding region runs from base 1 to 1224 and encodes 407 amino acids.